AUGGACAAGAUAUCUGGGGACGACUCCUGCCAGCUGACGUUGGAUCCCAAUACAGCACAACAGUACCUGUGUCUGUCUGAGGAAAAUAGAAAGGUGACCAUUAGUUCUAAGGUCCAGUUAUAUCCUGAUCAUUCAGACAUAUUUACCUUCUUAAAGCAGGUGCUGUGUAGAGAGGCUCUGUCUGGAGCCUGCUACUGGGAGGUAGAGUGGAGCGGGAAUUGGGUUCGUAUAGCUGUCUCAUAUAAAGGAAUCAGCAGGAAAGGAGAUGGUAAUGAGUGUUUGUUUGGGGGUAGUGAUCAGUCUUGGAGGUUUGACUGCACUCCAUCCAGCUGCUGUUUCAUCCACAAUGAUCACAGUACUGAUAUCCCUGUCCCAUGCUCUUCCAGAGUAGGAGUGCACCUAGACCACAAUGCAGGAACUCUGUCCUUCUACAGCGCCUAUGACAAAAUGACCCUCCACAGAGUCCAGGCCACAUUCACUCAGCCAUUCUAUCUUGGGUUCAUUUGCUGGAUCAUCUGAAGAUACUGACACCUAUUCAGUGACAAAGCUAUUAGUCUGCUGGCCUUGUUGAUACAUGUACAGUAGGACAAAGAUUGACUCACUGUGGCCGAAGUUUGAUGUAAGAUUGCAGAUAUCAUUGAGUACAGACAGCAUAGUUGCUUAAUUUGCAUGUACUGAGGGGUGAACAAAACCAAGUGUAUAUGAACGCAUAAUGAGACAUUCAUGCACUGGAAGGAGUUCUUGACAGGUGAAAGAGUCCAAUCAUCAUUGAGUUCAGUUUAUUCAGUGUCUGGUGGCACAACACUGCUGAACUAUUUCAGGGGAAGAGACAUGUGUACUUGAUCGGGAUGAGGUCAUUUGACUUGGUUGCUACGCAAUAAAUGAGAGGUUAAUUGGCUCAUUUCAUGAAGUGGAGCUUUGGUUCAUGUUCACUGUACAUCUGUUGGUUAUUAUUAUUUGCAAAAAUGUGUAGCUACACUGUACUUGCCUAUGUAACUGCUGUACCAUGUUAAUACACUGGUAACAGGGACACAUUGUAAAGUGAGACCGUUGUUUUUGUUCUAGUCCAAUAAAACUGAGCCGAUGA
This is a messenger RNA of Salvelinus sp. IW2-2015, 1087 nucleotides long. The record is from RefSeq and is a predicted model, not a curated record. NCBI's taxonomy places the organism in Eukaryota, Metazoa, Chordata, Actinopteri, Salmoniformes, Salmonidae.